Heterocephalus glaber (naked mole-rat) is the source of this 7765-nucleotide messenger RNA. The record is from RefSeq and is a predicted model, not a curated record. NCBI's taxonomy places the organism in Eukaryota, Metazoa, Chordata, Mammalia, Rodentia, Bathyergidae.
AUGUUCUAUGAAAAGCUACUUCCUCUCAUGGGAUUUCCUAAGGCCUCCAACGUCGCUAGGGCCCCAGGACCUGCUCUUGCACUGCCGCUGCCUGAUGCUUCCUCCACAAGGAUGUCUCACUGCAUGGUGCUGACAUCAUGUGGCUCCUUGGUCGAUUCUGGAACAAGAACCAGCAUCUUCAUUCCUGAUGAGCCCAGAAUGUUAAGCAAAGCCCACAUUGAGAAUCACGAGCUAAGGGCUGAGCUGAAUGAUUUAAAAAGUUUUGAGUUUGGCCAGAAAAUAAGCUGCAGUAAAGUUGGAACCUGCAAAAAUGGAGCAGAAGAGAGCCUGGUUACUAAAAAGAUUAGCAAUGAAACAAAGCUGAGUACCUUGCAACAGGGCAAUAAAAAAGAUGGCUUGAAGGCAAUACAGAAACCAGCAGGACCCCACUCUUCACAGGCUCAACAUUACAAAAGUGAAAGACUUUUUUUUGAGGAGAUAGCCCCAGGGAACCCUGCUGGACAAGGAGAAUGGCAGCCUAGGACCUUUAUUCCUCGGGAUUUAAUUCUCAGUGCUCAGCCAUCCAGGCACUCAGAGGUCAGUGCAGCCAUGUUUCAAAGAGGCCUGGCUACUGUUCGAACUGGCAGCAGACUUUGGCCUUAUCCAUAUGGUGCUGGUUUAUCAGACUUGCAGAAUGCAAGAAUCGUGGAGUCAGAGGAGCUUCCACCCAGAUUUCAGAAGAAGAAAUGGGAAACCAAGCAGUGUGUCCCUGAGUGUGCAGUGCACGAAGCUACGGGCUGGUUUUCUCUUCACGGAUUUUGGUCUGCUUUCUUUUACAGCAUAGGUGGAGAAGUAGGACGAGGCCACGACGCGAGCUACGUGGGCAAGCAUUUCCGCAUGGGAUUCAUGACGAUGCCCGCUCCUCAGGACAGGCUUCCCCAUCCCUGCUCCCCUGGGUUCACCGUGAGGUCCCAGUCCCUGCACUCUGUCGGGGGCACCGAGGAUGACACCACUUGCUCCCGGAGACAGCCACCACCCAAGCCCAAGCGGGACCCGAGCACCAAGCUGAGCACCUCCUCUGAGACAGUCAACAGUAGCACUGCCAGUAAGGGCGGGAAGCCCCCGGAGAGGACGGAAGUGUCAGCCAAACCGAGACCCCACAGUGAUGAAUAUUCCAAGAAGAUCCCCCCUCCGAAGCCUAAAAGGAAUCCCAACACUCAGCUGAGCACAUCUUUCGAUGAGACCUACAUCAAAAAGCAUGGGCCACGGAGGACGUCGCUCACGCGGGACUCCUCGCUCUCCCAGGUCAGCAGCCCCGCUGGGGACCCCGAGGAGGAGGAGCCUGUGUACAUAGAGAUGGUGGGCAACCUCCUCAGAGACUUCAGGAAGGAGGAUGAGGACCAGAGUGAGGCCGUCUAUGAGGAGAUGAAGUACCCCAUUUUCGACGACCUGGGCCAGGAUCCCAAGUGUGACCUGGACCGUCAUAGCUGCUCCUCGCAGUGUGCCACUCCCACGGCGCCUGACUUGGACUUGGCCAAGUCUUCAGUGCCAUGCACGCCCAAGGGUCUGCUCUGUGACAUCCCCCCACCCUUCCCCAACCUGCUUUCUCACAGGCCCCCACUGCUGGUGUUCCCCCCGGCUCCUGUGCACUGCUCCCCCAAUUCCGACGAGUCUCCGCUGACCCCCCUGGAGGUCACCAAGCUCCCCGUGCUGGAAAACGUGUCUUACAUGAAGCCACCACCAGCCGGAGCGCCACCACCCUCUGGCCACGCCAAGCUGGACAAGGACCAGGCUGGGACCCUGGGCCCCGCCCCGGCCGCUGCUGUGUUGUCUUCAUCCCCUCCACCCCCUUCCACUCUGUACCGAACCCAGUCUCCCCACGGAUACCCUCAAAGUCACUCCAGCUCCCCGUCGCCCGUCAGCAUGGGCCGAUCCCUGACCCCGCUUAGCCUCAAGAGGCCCCCCCCUUACGACGCCGUGCAUUCCGGCAGCCUCUCCCGGAGCUCGUCCUCAGUGCCUCCUGCCACCCCCAGGCCCGUGUCGCAGGAUGGGGCCAAGAUGGUCCAUGCCGCGGUGAACACCUAUGGGUCGGCUCCCAGCAGUUCUCGAUCCAGGACACCCACGAGUCCCUUAGAAGAACUGACCAGCCUCUUUACCUCAGGACGCAGCCUGCUGCUGAGGAAAUCAUCCAGCGGCCGGCGCUCCAAAGAGCCGGCAGAGAAGUCCACAGAGGAGCUGAAAGUCCGAAGCCACAGCACGGAGCCAUUACCAAAGUUGGACAGUAAAGAGAGAGGGCACCACGGAGCGGCUUCCUCCAGAGAGCCUGUCAAAGCUCAGGAAUGGGACGGAACCCCAGGCCCACCUGUGGUCACCAGCAGAAUGGGAAGAUGCUCUGUGAGCCCCACCUUGGUGGCAGGAAACCACAGCUCAGAACCUAAAGUAAGCUGCAAAUUAGGCCGGUCUGCAUCUACAUCAGGUGUGCCGCCUGCAUCAGUUACUCCUCUCAGGCAAGCCAGUGACCUGCAACAGAGCCAGGUGGCAUGCAUGCAGUGGUUUCAUGGAGACCAUACAAUGCUUGAGAUGAUUGAGAAAAAGCGUUGCUUAUGCAAGGAAAUAAAGGCUAGACAGAAAACGGAAAAGGGCCUUUGCAAACAGGAUAGCAUGCCUAUCCUACCCAGCUGGAAGAAGAACGCAGGUGCAAAGAAGUGCAGCCCUCCGCCCUAUUCUAAGCAGCAAACAGUAUUCUGGGAUACUGCCAUAUGAGUGUGUGCAGGACACGGGACUCCACGCCACUUAAUACAAUACGAAGAGGGAGGUCGACUCGGUCAUGUGAUAGUUCAUGGUUGUGUAUCUUCUCUGUGGGAAUGCAGUCCUACAGGAGGCUGUGCAUACCCAUGGCAAGUUCAAGAUGAAAUGUAUCCGUCCUUGAAAUCAAGGCACACGAAUUUAUCCCAGAUUAUUUUGAAUCCAGAAGAUAUUAAAGUGUAAAUAGUUUACUAGUUUAUGGGUGACUCCUGAAUCAAUACACACUAUACGUAAACGACAGAAAUAUCGAGUUUACUAUAUGACAUAAUUUUGGUAUUAACUGGUUUGUUAUCUCUUUUAUAUGUAAUUCCUUGAUGCCUUUUAUUAUUGUUUUGUCUUUUAAAACCCUUUUCUUUUUCCUCCUCCCUACAUAUGGCUUCUGUAUAAGAGCUCACAGCUAUAAAUCAUAUUCAACCACAUAAUACAUGAUCUGGUGCUAGUAAUGUAAAAGUUGAAUGUCACAUUCAUUAAGAACACCCGCUGCUUUUUAGGGUUCUAAGAUUUUGACAGGAAAUAAAUGCAAAACUGAUGUUAAUUUGGAUGUCCAGGUUACACUGACACCAACAUUCUUGUGACAUUGGUUUCAUAAAAUUUCCUCUCCAAUACCUUCUUGAUUAUAUCAAACAGUGGUUAGUCAGAGUGCAGAGAAAGUUGCUAGGACAUUUCCUUCAGAAAUGACUUAGGGACACAUGUCCUUGCAUCAUGGAUCUGAUGGGAGGAGACCAGGGUUCACUGUGACAAUGGAAGGAGUAAGGAAUCAAAAGUUCAAGAGCAAGAUUGCAUUAGAGAGGGUGAAGCCAGUGGCUCUGUGGUCACCACAAUCAGUUUUCAAGUAACACUUCAUGUGCGUGAUUGUUUCCCCUAGAAAAAGUAAUAAACAUUCAACUAGAUGAACUUACAUAUUUUGGUCCACGAAAUGUCAAUCUUUCUCAAAAUUUAAAUCCAUGAAUGGAAAAGUAUUUUUCGUUAUUUUUUUCAAACUCGUUAUUACAUUUUGGGUCACAAUCCGUGCAUAACCCUCAUGGCAAUUCUUACCAAUCAUGACUCCAUGACCAAAGAAUUAUGAUCACGUCUUUAUUUUAUAUUUUUUCAAGGAAGAAACAGGAAAUACAGGGGGUAGAGGAUAAGGUGGAUUCAAUUUUAUGUGGUGAUGAAAUUUACGUUUAAAAUAAUUCUAUAUAUCUUUUAAAAGUAACUUGUUAGUUGAAUAUAAAUAUUGCCACAGAUAAAUAAAAAGGAAACUAUCACAUAUAUUUUAUAUAUUUAAAUUACUAUUUAUGCUUCCUAAAAUCGACAGUAUGUGAUUCUUCACUAACAAUCAUUUAGUAUUAUAUUUCUGAGAGAAAAAAGUGUGUGUUAGGAGUUAUUGUUAUAGUAGUUUUCCUUGUAAAGGUAUUGACAGCAAUAGUAGUGUGCUGCUCAAUAAAACCAAAUACGACAGGAGUUAGGGAAUUUUUUUAAUCUAUAUUGAUAAAAAAAAUAGCAAUGCUUUACCAGUAAUAGUUCCUUUCGAGAGCCUUUGAAAUGUUAAAACAUAAUUUUGUAAUGUUUUAUAAUUAAUGUAUAUUUUGAUGUCCAACUAGAAUUCUGAAAGAAUAAGGAAAAAGGUAAGUGGGGGCAUGUGUAUGUUGUGUGUGUGUGUGUGUGUGUGUGUGUGUGUGUGUGUGAAUGAGUACUCGGUGGGAGAAUUGUAUACAUAAAAAGCUUAUUGAAGUUUUAGGUUUUGCUUGCAUUAAUGAGGUAGUGAAAAGAGUACACUCACAAAUAUAAGAAAUAGCAGAGGGAUCUUAAGCAAUUUAAAUGUAUCCUGCCACUACAUUUAACCAACUAGAGUUUAUAUUUCAAACUCAACAACCAAUGCAGCACAAAUCUAAGAAUGAUAAAAAAUGCGUUAAGAUAAAAUCAUAAUGGAAGUAAAAUGUGUUAUGACCCAAAUUGCUAUUUUGAUUUAAAUUAUUAUGACUGUAUAUACUCAAGACAAUCAAUCAAACACAAGAUAUCAAUUCUCAGCAUCCUGAUGAUCUUGGUACAUAAAUAUUCAGGCUCAAGGUGGUAAUGCUCAUCCGUCCCUUGAAUUUACACUUAGACACCAUCUUUCUACAGGGAGACCCAGGUGCAUUUCUUAGAUGCUUGUCUUGCCCAUAUCUCUCUGAAUUAGCUGGGAUAUGUUUUUUUAAUGCUAGCCACUUGUCCAGAAGGAAACAGGUAAUACAGUGAUGUGUGCCAGGUUCAGUCAUUCUCAUUUGUUCUGUCAAACUCAUAAUGUUCUCAGAUUUCACAUGCUCCUUGUUCAAAUACAUUAAUUUCUGAGGAGGUAACAUGUUUAAAAAUUUGACCUUAGGCAAACAAACAUUUCCAUGCUCUUCUCCAAAUCUUCCCCAACAUGGGAAGAAACUGAAAUAUCUGGAAAAGUGGGUCACUGAGAUUUGACUCAAAAGCACUUAUUUUGUGCCUGUACAAUGUUUAAUUGUCCAUUGGGGCAAUAGCCAUUCUAUAAUCAAUUUCCUCUUUAUAUAUAUAGUGUUUCUCUAUGUAGAGGAAAAGAGAUGAUUACUCUAGAGAGAAAAAUAAGCUGACUCUCUGGCAGUAAUAAAUUGGGACACUUAAGUGUAUGAAUUUGGUCAGAGGAUAACCUCAGUCAGUAUACUGUGCCAUGAUAAAGCUCUUAUUUCUAGCAGUGCCAAAGAACAAAUCAAAACAUGGCAUGGUUAUCAGGUUGAAAGAGCUCAUAAUUAUGAAAAAUUGUCUUUUCACAGCAGAUUUUAUAGAAACAAAAUUUUAUUGUCUGUCAGUGAGAGGGUUUAUAUGUGAGAUACUUUUUUGAAGAGAAAAACAAAUUUCUUUAGAAAUGAUGGAAAGAAAAUAUUAAAUACUGCAUUUUUUUCCAAUCAUAGAAGCCAGCAUUAUCUAAACUAUGACAGUAGUCCGUUAUAUAAACCCUGGUAACCUUUCCCUGCGUUUAUGUUACUGAAACAAAUCUGGAGUGAAAUGAAGGUUAAUUUCCACUCAUAUAAAAUAAUUGGGAAAGUACAACAAGAUAUUAUGAAUUUAAAAUGUAUAUAGUAGAUUUGAAGAAUAGACAUCUUCAACACACAACAAUUGUCUGGAUACAAGUGGAUACGACUUUACUUUUCAGAGCAGUGACAUUGCUUCAAAAUGGUGAACAAGUUUCUUCAUGUCUAGAAAAUAAAAGAAUUUUUUUUCUUACCAUGGGCUUGGCAUCAGUGUAUGUCUUGUCUAUGUACAGAAUUUGGUUUAAUUCUUUGAGCAAGUUUAGUGACUAAAUCAGUAAUACUAAACAACCUUACAUGGUUAUUGUUCUCACUGACCAAAUAAGAUAUCGAGACAAGACACAUAUCCAUGCGAUUUUCCUAUUACCUACAUGUUAAUCAAGCUCGUUUUCUAAAGUAGAGCUUGUAAAAUAACUAUACUUUCAUGUGGAAUUAAGAAGAGAUUUCCAUGAUUUAAUCAGUGAUUCUGAGAAGAGAGUUAAUUCACACGUGCAAAGGAACAUAUGUGCAAUAAACCUGUAAUUCAUAACUCUUUGUGUCCUAAACUUAAACGAAAAGAAAAGAAAAGAAGUACAUAUAGUACUUAAGAUUAUCUUACCAGACCCUUCCUGCAAGGGAAAAUAGAUGGCUAAUUGAAGAAUGUGAACAUUUUGUUAUUAACCAGAUUUUUUGUGAGUUUGUUAUCGAGCAACUUAUGUGUCAGUCAUUUAAAAUAAAUUUUCUGAAGCACUUGGAAUUAAACUUUGGAAAAUACAUGGUCUUUGUAUUUAAGGAGCUACUUAUGCAAUCAUUAAUAUUUUCAAAAUAAAGCCAAUUGUUUUUAAAAAGAUAUACAAUCUCGUUUGACAGCUCUUAUAUGUUUAUAUAUGGUAUUCUCAUUUUUCUGAUCAAGUGUACAGUCAAAAUAAGAUACUAAACCAUACUGAAUUUAGCAUUCAAGUAUAAACUAUGUUUAUGUGUAAGCCUCUAUAUGUACACACACAUAUGUACUGCUGUCUGUGUAAAUCAGUAAAAGGGUAACACAUUUUGCUAUGUUAGAUUUGAUCAUUAUGACUUGUGUAUUUGAUGAUUUAAAACCCUUUGAUAUUUGGGUCAAUUACAUUGUAGUAAAAUGUUUAUGAGCUGGAAAAAAUGUCUAAUUGUAUUUCCUUUUUAAUAUUAUGAAGUUUAAAAUAAAGGGAAAAACAUUUUUAAAGAAAUUGAUGGGCCCAUCUCAACCUAGCGUAUGUGAAAACCUUUGAAGUAUUUAGUUGUUCCCAAAUAUAACUGGGUUUUCCCACCCUAAAAGCAUCUGCAUUUAUAUAUGUAUACACCCACAUACAAAUUACACACUGUAUAUAAUAUAUAUGAAAAUGUUUAGUAUGCACUUCUUUUGUUUGGAGUUCUUUGACAUUUAUAGUGUAGCAAUUUGUGUAAAGUGCACUGUGAUUAUAAAAAAACAAAGCACAGUAAAAGUCACAGAUCUUGUUAUCUUGCACUAAAAAUGUGUUAGCAGUUGUAUGUUUACUUUCUUGCUCUUUUCAAACAGUUGAAACAAAUAGCUAUGAAAAUGAUAUAAAAUAAUAUGUUUUUUAGUGGCUAAUAGCACUGCAUUUUUGAGACAGGUUUUUAAAAGAAAACCAUUUAACAUCCAUUCCAAUAUAACAUGUUUAUCAUAUCUAAAAAUCUGAAUGUCAUCUUACAUUUUCAUUAAUCAUUAGAAAUGUCAGGUAUGUGCCUGAAAAAUUGUGCAAAUAAGCAUAACAGAUUUCUCUAUUCUUGUGUUAUUAGCCAUUUCUAUAUGCAUAAUGAUAUAAACACUGAUGUUUCACUGUCUCUUAAUUUUGUACUUGAUUUUUUUAGGUAACAUGUAAUUAUAAAUGUACUUUGAUACUACUGAAGUAACCAGAUGUUGUUGGAAAGGAAAUUGAUUUCUUUAGUGUACUGACAAUAUUUUACAAUACUUUUGUGCUUAUUUAUUUGUGCUCCCG